Messenger RNA from Nomascus leucogenys (northern white-cheeked gibbon), 3329 nucleotides. It is a transcript of the gene SLC12A9, whose product is annotated as solute carrier family 12 member 9. Gene Ontology annotation, molecular function: potassium:chloride symporter activity. Gene Ontology annotation, biological process: potassium ion homeostasis; chloride ion homeostasis; cell volume homeostasis. Lineage: Eukaryota; Metazoa; Chordata; Mammalia; Primates; Hylobatidae. Gene Ontology annotation, cellular component: membrane. The record is from RefSeq and is a predicted model, not a curated record.
UGGUGGGGGUGGGGACAGGCUCCGGGCCUGGCAUCCCGGUAGCCGCAGCUGUCUUUUCCGGCCCCAGUGCGCUCUCCGCCUGAGGCGGAGCCCCCCGGCUCGCAGGGAUCGCCCCCGAGCGCUGCGUCCUGCGGGUGGGUCACCUUACCCAUUUGUGGCUUCCUCUACCUGUGCUGAGCUAUGGCCAGUGAGAGCUCACCUCUGCUGGCCUACCGGCUCCUGGGGGAGGAGGGGGCUGCCCUCCCUGCCAAUGGGGCCGGGGGUCCUGGAGGGGCGUCUGCCCGGAAGCUGUCCACCUUCCUGGGUGUGGUGGUGCCCACUGUCCUGUCCAUGUUCAGCAUAGUUGUUUUUCUGAGGAUUGGGUUCGUGGUGGGUCAUGCUGGGCUGCUGCAGGCCCUGGCCAUGCUGCUGGUUGCCUACUUCAUCCUGGCACUCACCGUCCUCUCUGUCUGUGCCAUCGCCACCAAUGGAGCCGUGCAGGGGGGCGGAGCCUACUUCAUGAUCAGCCGCACACUGGGGCCCGAGGUCGGGGGCAGCAUUGGGCUCAUGUUCUACCUGGCUAACGUCUGUGGCUGUGCUGUCUCCCUCCUGGGGCUGGUGGAGUCUGUGCUUGAUGUCUUCGGGGCCGAUGCCACAGGGCCCAGUGGGCUCCGGGUCCUGCCCCAGGGCUACGGCUGGAACCUGCUGUAUGGCUCCCUGCUGCUGGGCCUUGUGGGUGGGGUCUGUACCCUGGGAGCCGGCCUCUACGCCCGGGCCUCAUUCCUCACAUUCUUGCUGGUCUCCGGCUCCCUGGCCUCCGUGCUCAUCAGCUUUGUGGCUGUGGGGCCGAGGGACAUCCCCUUGACCCCUCGGCCUGGCCCCAAUGGCUCCUCCCUGCCGCCCCGGCUUGGCCACUUCACCGGCUUCAACAGCAGUACCCUGAAGGACAACUUGGGUGCUGGCUAUGCUGAGGACUACACCACGGGAGCCAUGAUGAAUUUUGCCAGCGUCUUUGCUGUCCUCUUUAACGGCUGUACAGGCAUCAUGGCUGGGGCCAACAUGUCAGGGGAGCUGAAGGACCCCAGCCGGGCGAUCCCUCUGGGCACGAUCGUCGCCGUUGCCUACACCUUCUUCGUCUAUGUCCUGCUUUUCUUUCUCUCCAGCUUCACUUGUGACAGGACCCUGCUGCAGGAAGACUAUGGGUUCUUCCGCGCCAUCAGCCUGUGGCCCCCACUGGUGUUGAUCGGAAUCUAUGCCACGGCGCUCUCAGCAUCCAUGAGCUCGCUCAUUGGUGCCUCCCGCAUCCUCCAUGCCCUGGCCCGGGAUGACCUCUUUGGAGUGAUCUUGGCGCCGGCCAAGGUUGUGUCCCGAGGGGGAAACCCCUGGGCGGCUGUACUGUAUUCUUGGGGCCUGGUGCAGCUGGUUCUCCUGGCCGGGAAGCUAAACACGCUGGCCGCUGUGGUCACUGUCUUCUACCUGGUGGCCUAUGCUGCCGUGGACCUGUCCUGCCUGAGCCUGGAGUGGGCCUCGGCUCCCAACUUCCGCCCCACCUUCAGCCUGUUCUCCUGGCACACCUGCCUGCUGGGGGUGGCCUCCUGCCUGCUCAUGAUGUUCCUCAUCAGUCCUGGCGCGGCCGGUGGCUCCCUGCUCCUCAUGGGUCUGCUGGCUGCCCUGCUCACCGCGCGAGGAGGCCCCAGUAGCUGGGGCUAUGUCAGCCAGGCCUUGCUUUUCCACCAGGUGCGUAAGUAUCUGCUCCGGCUGGACGUCCGGAAGGAUCACGUGAAGUUCUGGCGGCCCCAGCUGCUGCUCCUGGUGGGGAACCCCCGGGGCGCCCUGCCUCUGCUGCGGUUGGCCAACCAGCUUAAGAAGGGGGGGCUCUACGUGCUGGGCCAUGUCACCCUGGGAGACCUUGACUCCCUGCCCUCGGACCCUGUACAGCCACAGUACGGGGCAUGGCUCAGUCUGGUGGACCGUGCCCAGGUGAAGGCUUUUGUGGAUCUAACCCUCUCACCCUCCGUGCGCCAGGGGGCUCAGCAUCUGCUGCGAAUCUCCGGCCUCGGCGGCAUGAAGCCCAACACGUUGGUCCUGGGUUUCUACGAUGAUGCUCCCCCGCAGGACCAUUUUCUGACAGACCCGGCUUUCUCUGAGCCUGCGGACAGCACCAGGGAGGGCAGUUCCCCAGCUCUGAGCACCCUGUUCCCUCCUCCCCGGGCUCCUGGCAGCCCCCGGGCUCUCAGUCCCCAGGACUACGUGGCCACGGUGGCCGAUGCCCUCAAGAUGAACAAGAAUGUGGUGCUGGCCCGGGCCAGCGGGGCCUUGCCCCCUGAGCGGCUGAGCCGGGGGUCUGGGGGCACCUCUCAGCUGCACCACGUGGACGUGUGGCCCCUCAACCUGCUGCGGCCCCGGGGUGGGCCAGGCUACGUGGAUGUCUGUGGCCUCUUCCUGCUGCAGAUGGCAACCAUCUUGGGCAUGGUGCCUGCUUGGCAUAGCGCCCGGCUCCGGAUCUUCCUGUGCCUGGGGCCUCGGGAGGCGCCUGGGGCGGCCGAGGGGCGGCUGCGGGUACUGCUGAGCCAACUGAGGAUCCGGGCUGAGGUGCAGGAGGUAGUGUGGGGCGAGGGGGCCGGGACCGGGGAACCCGAGGCAGAGGAGGAAGGGGACUUUGUGAACAGUGGGCGGGGAGACGCGGAGGCAGAGGCCCUGGCACGCAGUGCCAACGCCCUGGUUCGGGCCCAGCAGGGGCGCGGCACAGGAGGAGGGCCGGGUGGGCCGGAGGGUGGGGAUGCUGAGGGCCCCACCACAGCCCUCACCUUCCUGUACUUGCCUCGGCCGCCCGCCGAUCCUGCCCGAUACCCCCGCUACCUGGCGCUACUGGAGACUCUAACCCGAGAACUGGGCCCCACGCUGCUGGUUCAUGGGGUCACUCCAGUCACCUGCACUGAUCUCUGAUGCCCCUGCCUCCAGGGCUAGGUAGAGAGGGCCCAGGCAGGCGGCCUAUCCUGAUCCUUGGAGGAGGAGGAAGAGGAGGAGGGAAGCACUGUGUCCCUUGGCCCUGCCCUUGGGACAUGGAGCCCAGGGGAGGUUUGAAGGGGAUCCUGGGCUUGGGCAUCACGCCCACCUCCUUUGGCAGAGGGACCCCAGCACUAACUCUGGGCGGCUGUCCCCACCGUGCAGGGGAGGGAGUCCGCAGCCUCCCUUCACUGGUGCCUUGACGCUAGGGGCCAGGCCUCCUCCGUGACUCUGGGCUACCUCAGUUUCCCCACUUUGGCCAGACUCACUCACCCACUGGGGUGGUGAUGUUUUCGUUCUGUUUUAUUUUUCUAACUCUGCUGACCAUGAAUAAAAGACCAAAA